GGGCGCUGCGGGCAGUUCCCCGGAAACUGGCACCCGGUGCAGCUGGACAACGCCAGAUUCUUACGUCCUCCGGAAACGGAGCGCCGGACUCACCACUGCUGGGUUUGCGACAGCGGCGGUGGCGGGCACGGCGGAAGCGAAGAGGAUCGAAGGGGACCCGGGCCUCGCUCCAGCGCGGGGUCGGGGCACCAUGGACGAAGCAGGUAGCUGUGCGAGCGGCGGAGGCUUCCGCCUGGGCGUGGACAGCCUGGACGAGCCUCCCAACAGCCGCAUCUUCCUGGUGAUCAGCAAGUACACGCCGGAGUCGGUACUGAGGGAGCGCUUCUCCCCCUUCGGCGAGAUCCAGGAUAUCUGGGUGGUGCGGGACAAGCACACGAAGGAGUCCAAAGGCAUCGCCUUCGUCAAGUUCGCUCGCAGCUCGCAGGCCUGUAGGGCUAUGGAGGAGAUGCACGGCCGGUGCCUCGGCCCCAACGACACCAAGCCUAUCAAGGUGCGGGUGCCCGAAUCGGGGUACCCGCGGGGGACGGUGUCCGAAAAGGGGAGGGGGGGCACGGGAGCGGUUCACUCGGGCUUCCCUUCAUCCGCAGCUGUGUCGGGGUCGGGCAGCACCUGCUCCCGGAGCGGACUAGGCAGCACCUGGCAUCUAGGCAGCACCUGGCAUUCUGGGGGCGAGGGGAGGGGAGGCUGGCGUUGGGGAGAGUGUUUCUCAGGACCCGCCCGCGAGCCUACACCGGGGUACGGGGUGUAUGGAGAUAUCGAGUAUUGCAGCAUUAUUAAGAAUAAAGUCACUGGAGAAAGUAAAGGUUUGGGCUAUGUUCGAUACUUAAAACCAUCACAAGCUGCCCAAGCAAUAGAAAACUGUGAUCGAAGUUUUAGGGCAAUCUUGGCUGAGCCUAAAAAUAAAGCAUCUGAUUCUUCAGAACAGGAUUAUUAUAGUAACAUGAGGCAGGAGACUUUGGGACAUGAACCUAGAGUAAAUAUGUUUCCAUUUGAGCAACAACCUGAAUUUUCAAGUUUUGACAAGAAUGACAACAGAGGCCAGGAAGCUAUCUCCAAACGCCUGUCAGUUGUAUCAAGAGUUCCUUUCACUGAAGAGCAGCUUUUCAGCAUUUUUGAUAUAGUACCAGGAUUGGAAUAUUGUGAAGUUCAACGAGAUCCUUAUUCAAAUUAUGGUCAUGGAGUGGUUCAGUAUUUUAAUGUAGCAUCAGCUAUUUACGCAAAAUACAAGUUACAUGGAUUUCAGUACCCCCCUGGAAAUUGGAUAGGUGUUUCCUUCAUUGAUGAUGGGAGUAAUCCAACAGAUCUCCUUAGAAAAAUGGCAACACAGAUGGUAGCUGCACAGCUUGCCUCAAUGGUGUGGAAUAACCCAAAUCAGCAGCAAUUUCUGCAAUUUGGAGGAAGUUCUGGAUCACAGUUGCCUCAAAUCCAGACAGAUGUUGUACUUCCAUCAUGCAAAAAAAAAGCCCCUCCUGAAACUCCUGUGAAAGAAAGACUUUUUAUCGUGUUUAAUCCUCAUCCUUUACCUUUAGAUGUGUUAGAGGAUAUAUUCUGGUAAGAUCUCAAUUCCACAUAGUUACAUUUUAUAAUGUAAUUUAUUUAAACUGGUAAUUUAAGCACUCUGACAAUCUUGAAACUUAGAGAUGAUUUGUUCUGUGGUUUAAAAACUCCUUAUUGAUACCACCUUUAAAAAUAUGUGAUCAUUUCCUUCUCUUUUUUAUCAUUCACGUGUCCUAAGUCUCCAUACAGAAUUAAUUUCCUGUUACUUUGUUUUGAAAGCGUAAAAUACGUAGGAUUGUUUUGAAAAGUUGCGUGUGUAGAAUGGACAAAUCGUGGUUCAUGAUAGAUGUAUCUGCAUACACCUGUCCUCAGAAUUCUUGUCACAUAUCUUUUCCUUUGUAUUUGUCAUUCAGCUGAAAAGUCUUUAGUAAGCAUCUUCUAUUUUGUCAGCACUCUGUUGGAUCCUUAAGGAUUUUAUAAUUACUAUAUUGAGUAAACAAUUACUUGCUUGUAGUAUAUAAUAACUACACAAUAGGGGAAGGCUCUUGUUUACUUCUGUGUUUUUAAUAUAAUUCCUUCCUUAACUUUUCCUUUUCUGGUCUUUUUUCCAUUUGCCUUACAACAAUGUUAGCG
Messenger RNA from Hipposideros armiger (great roundleaf bat), 2130 nucleotides. RefSeq names its product RNA binding motif protein 45 (gene RBM45). The coding region runs from base 191 to 1555 and encodes 454 amino acids. Gene Ontology annotation, molecular function: RNA binding. The transcript is spliced from 7 exons. NCBI's taxonomy places the organism in Eukaryota, Metazoa, Chordata, Mammalia, Chiroptera, Hipposideridae. The record is from RefSeq and is a predicted model, not a curated record.